AUGCCGCCUUCUCGUAAAGCUCCUCAUCACGUUCCACAAUUUGCUUUCCACCUCUUCCCGUUUCACAGUUCUCGCUUCAACCGUUUUUCAAGUGAGCUUGUCGUCUUCCGCCCCACCAGCCAACGCGUCGGCUGUUCAGCUCGACUGAACCGAUUGGCUGGCGCUCCACUCCGUGCCCCUUUCUGGGGCUCGGGCAUGCUGGGGCCCGAUCGGUGUCGGUCCGAGUCAAAGUCUGAUUGGCGAACAAGCAACUUCGGCCUGCCUGGGAAAGAGGGGCCGGACGGAUGA
Protopolystoma xenopodis is the source of this 288-nucleotide messenger RNA. The record is from the annotation of a GenBank genome assembly. NCBI's taxonomy places the organism in Eukaryota, Metazoa, Platyhelminthes, Monogenea, Polystomatidea, Polystomatidae.